Messenger RNA from Macrobrachium nipponense, 1404 nucleotides. RefSeq lists its product as uncharacterized. The record is from RefSeq and is a predicted model, not a curated record. The transcript is spliced from 4 exons. NCBI's taxonomy places the organism in Eukaryota, Metazoa, Arthropoda, Malacostraca, Decapoda, Palaemonidae. The coding region runs from base 1 to 1404 and encodes 467 amino acids.
AUGAAAAAGAAGAAGAAACUGAAGUGGGUCAUAACUGAAAAAGAGAGACAAGAUGGGCAGAAGACCAAAAUAAAAGCAAGGUUAGUUGCUAGAGGAUUCCAGGAAACGGAGAAACCAAAAUCAGAUUCCCCAACCGCCUUGAGAGAGUCUUUCAAGACUUUCAUCGCAGUAUCGGCUAAUGAAGGAUUUGAACUGGAGAGCGUCGACAUUUCAGCAGCUUUCUUACAGGCCGAAAAGCUUGAGCGUGAUGUGUUUGUUGAACCACCCAAAGAUGUAAAAAAGGAAGGAACCAUUUGGAAACUGAACAAGCCAAUCUAUGGGCUUGAAGACGCAGGAAAAAGAGAAUUUGUGGAUAUGAUCAAGGAACUUCUAAUGAAAAAUUUUACGAUUUCUAAGGUGGAGUCAUCCGAAUUCAGAUUUACAGGGAUUGAUAUAGUUAAAACAAGAGAAGGAAUAGAAGUAAGCAUGGAGGAUUAUGCCCAAUCUAUUGAGGAAAUCAAAGAAAUAAGGAAAAUUGGAAAUGACGAACCUCUAACAAAAACCGAAUAUAAAGUUUUCAGGAAGUAUGCAGGAAAAAUCCAGUGGUUGGCGGAAAAUGUCCGACCCGACUUGGCUAUUGUUGGAUUGAACAUGUCUAUGAAAAAUAAAGAUGCUACGAUCGGUGACCUAAAGAGAGUAAACAAAAUUGUUAAGAAAAUUAAAUCAAGAGAAAGCAAAAUAAAGUUCGGUAAAAUAGGGAAGAAAGAAGACCUGAAAAUUUAUGGCCUCGGCGAUGCGAGUUACAGAUGUGACUCAAAGUCAAUUGGGGGUAACUUGAUUUUAAUGGGAAACAAGAAAACUGAUAUAGUAGCUCCUAUAUAUUGGAAAACCAAAACCAUCAAACAAGUUUGCCAUUCGGCCAAAGACGCCGAAACGAGAAACUUAACUAAAUUAGUAGAUGACAGUGUUUAUUUAGCAAAAAGUGUUGAACAACUUAUGUUUGGAGAAAAAGGAGGAAAAAUCCCAGUAAAGCUGUUCACGGACAGCAGACCAACACUGGAAAGUAUAGCCUCAUCAAAACAGGUAGAAAGAAAAUUGUUAAGAAACGCAGUGGCAGACUUGAAGGAGAAACUAAUUCAUAAAGAGGUAGAAUCAUAUAGUUGGCUGAAUACUAAAGACAUGAUAGCAGACAUAUUAACAAAGGAAAAUAAAGAGAGUGAUGACAUGGUGGAUGUCUUAUACGACAAUGACCUCCCAAGUGAGACGCCGGUGACAGAUAGGGGCGGCUGUUGCCUCUCGGACACGAAAGGGCGGCGCGACAUUAUUGACAGAAGGACGCCAAGUGGAGUCCUACGACGUCAGGGUGACGAAGGCGAGGAUGUCACACUAGGAGUCGCGGGAAUGAAACGGAAUCGUAAUUUGUGA